AUGCCGGGAGAUGGGGGAGCAACUGGAAGGGCGAUGUGGGUUUGCGCGGUUCUUGCGGCGUUCCCAUUUCUAGCGGCGGCGGCGGAGGCGGAGGCGGCGGGGAGGUACCGCGCGGUGUUCAAUUUCGGGGACUCGCUGGUGGACGCCGGCAACCUGGUCACGGAGGGCAUCCCGGACUACCUCGCCACCGCGCGCCUGCCCUACGGCCAGACCUACUUCGGCUACCCCACCGGCAGAUGCUCCGACGGCCUCCUCGUUGUCGAUUUCAUCGCGCAAGAAUUCGGCCUCCCGCUGCUGCCGCCGUCCAAGGCCAAGAACGCCAGCUUCGCGCAGGGCGCCAACUUCGCCAUCACCGGCGCCACCGCGCUCGACACCGACUUCUUCCAGAAGCGGGGGCUCGGAAAGACCGUCUGGAACUCCGGCUCCCUCUUCACACAAAUCCAGUGGCUGCGUGACCUCAAGCCAUCGCUCUGCAGCUCCGCGCAAGAAUGCAAGGAAUUCUUCGCCAAGUGCCUGUUUAUCGUAGGUGAAUUCGGUGGAAAUGACUACAACGCCCCGCUGUUUGCCGGCAAGGACCUCAAGGAGGCAUACAAGCUGAUGCCUCAUGUGAUUCAAGGCAUCUCCGAUGGAGUUGAACAAUUGAUUGCCGAGGGGGCAAAGGAUUUGAUUGUGCCCGGAGUGAUGCCUUCAGGGUGCUUUCCAGUCUACUUGACCAUGUACACUGACCCAAAGGAAGGGCAUGGCUCGCGCACCGGCUGCCUUAAGCGAUUCAACACAUUCUCUUGGGUGCACAACGCAAUGCUCAAGCGCGCGCUGGAGAAGCUCCGAGAGAAGCACCCUGGUGUGAGGAUCAUCUAUGGCGAUUACUUCACGCCAAUCAUCCAAUUCAUACUUCAGCCCAAGAAAUUUGGAUUUUACAAACAAUCACCAAGAGCAUGCUGUGGCGCUCCUGGGGGCCCUUACAACUUCAAUCUAACAGCAAAGUGUGGUGAGCCUGGUGCUUCGGCGUGUGCUGAUCCUAAGACGCACUGGAGCUGGGAUGGUAUUCACUUGACAGAAGCCGCAUAUCGACACAUUGCCAGAGGCUGGCUUCAUGGACCAUUCGGAGACCAGCCUAUUGUACAAUCAUCUUGA
Messenger RNA from Miscanthus lutarioriparius, 1134 nucleotides. Lineage: Eukaryota; Viridiplantae; Streptophyta; Magnoliopsida; Poales; Poaceae. The record is from the annotation of a GenBank genome assembly.